UUCUGCUGUUUGGUGUUAGCGCGUUACCACCUCUGCCAAGGAGGUUAUGUUUUCAUCGGGGUCUGUUUGUUUGUCUGCUUAUCAGCAAGAUAACUCAAAAACUUGUGGAUGGAUUUCAAUGAGAUUUUCAAGAAAGAUCUGAAAUGAUCCAAGGAAGAAACGUGAGUGAUCCGAAACACUGAAUCGAUUCACGAGGCACCGGGCGGGCGGGGGUCUGCGCUCUCGGAGUGCUUUUCUUUACAAGUGAACUAUUGCUGCUUCCAAUUCUGUGACAUGUAGAGCUCUGUGAACGGGACUGAAGCCUAGAAUCGUAAGCAACACACAUGACAAACAGCUCAGUCUGGCUGAAAAAUAAUCGAACAUUAGUCUGGGGGAGUCUGUUCUUCAUUUCUACUGCACAAGAGGCGUGAUUAAAGACAUAAUUCAAAUGACUCAGUACGCUUGGAUAGUCUUUCAACCAAUCAGACCAAAGACUGUGCGUCUUUUGGAUAAGCGAAUGUCCGCCGAAUAUCCCGAUAUGAAAACAACAUUACCGCACUAGUUGUGAAACUAAAAGAAAACUCUGCUCUGCUGCCUCUGCUCUGCCCACUCUGCUGCGGCUUUUCAGUGUGUGGACUCGGUGUUUGUUAGAGCUAGAAUAUGGCUGAAGCGAUUUCUCAGCAGGAAGAGUCUUGCACAUGUCCAGGGUGUCUAAUUUCUAUCCCGAUUAAAAUCUUUGUUAACUUCAGUUAUGUCUCUGAGUAUUCCUGGCUGAGAGAAAAAACGCAUUAACUGUCCUUUAUAUUUUCACUAAGAAUCUGACUCUGUUAUAACUGCAUAUGACCAACGUGUUGAGUGAACUUCAGUUCAUAUUCUAAAUAUAAAUCUGAUCCAACCAGCUCUUCCAGUGUCUCACUCAGACACACAGGAAUCUGAUUGGCUACUCCCUCAUCCUCACCCUCCCACACCAGCCCAACCAGUCCUCUUCCUGAGAGUUCUGAUGAAGCAAAACAGAAACGAAAACUCAACUCUCCCUCUGCUGCUGCUUCUCAGAGUGUGUAGGCCUACUUGGUGUUUGUUGAGCUAGAAAAUGGCGGAAGCAGUUUCUCAGGAAGAAGAGUCUUUCACAUGUCCAGUGUGUCUGGACCUGUUGAAGGAUCCAGUGACUAUUCCCUGUGGACAUAAUUUCUGUAUGAGGUGCAUUAAGGGCUGCUGGGAUCAAGAGGACCAGAAAGGAGUCUACAGCUGCCCCCUGUGCAAACACACCUUCACUCCCAGACCUGUCCUCUACAAAAACCCUCUGAUUGCUGAAAUGGUGGAGAAAUUCAGGAGGACCAGAAUCCAAGCUGCUCCUCACAAUUAUGCUGGACCUGGAGAUGUGGAGUGUGACGUCUGCACUGGGAGAAAACUCAAAGCUGUGAAGUCCUGUCUGGAGUGUCUGGUGUCUUACUGUGAAACUCACUAUAAAGCUCACAAUGACCUACAUCCAGGAAGACAACACUCAGUGGUUGAUGCCACAGGCCAGCUACAGGAGAGGAUCUGCUCUCGUCACAACAAGGUUCUUGAGAUAUUUUGUCGUACCGAUCAGAGUUGUAUCUGCUAUCUGUGCACGAUGGACGACCAUAAAGGCCAUGACACAGUCACAGCUGCUGCAGAAUGGACUGACCAACAGAAGCAAUUGGGGCAGAGCCAGAGGAGAUUCCAGCAGAGAAUCCAGGAGAGAGAGAAGGAGCUGCAGGAGCUGAGGAAGGCUGUGGAGACUCUCAAGAGCUCUGCACAGACAGCAGUGGAGGACAGUGAGAGGAUCUUUACUGAGAUGAUCCGCUCCAUUGAGAGAAGGCGCUCUGAGGUGAAACAGCUGAUCAGAGGUCAGGAGAAGGCUGAGGUGGGUCGGGCUGAAGGACUCCUGAAGAGAAUGGAGCAGGAGAUUGCUGAGCUGAAGAGGAGAGAUGCUGAGCUGGAGCAGCUUUCACACACACAAGAUCACAUCCAUUUCCUCAAGAAUAUCCCAUCGAUCAGAGAGUCUCCUCGCUCUAGCAUGAUCAUCAACCAGAGUUUCUCUUUUGAGGCUGUGAAGGAAUCUGUCUCUGCAGUGAAGGUGCAGCUGGAGGAGAAACUGGAUGGCAUCUUCAAGCAGGAAGUAGCCAAGAUAUCUGCAGCAGUGACGCACAUCCAGAUCAUCAGGUCUUCAGAAUAUACUGAUCCUGAACUCCCAGUCAGAAGAACUAACAGUAAAGUGAAACUGCCACCAAAGAUGUCUGAUGUCCAUGUUGUUUCUCCUGAAUCAGUGACCAGAGAGGAGCUCUUGCAGUAUUGCUGUCACUUCACACUGGAUCCAAACACAGCACACAGAAUCCUCCAUCUGUCUGAGGGGAACAGGAGGGUGGAGUACAGAGCUGGGCUCCAAUCAUAUCCUGAUCACCCAGAGAGAUUUGAUUAUUGGCCUCAGGUGCUGUGUAGAGAGGGUGUGUCUGGACGCUGCUACUGGGAGGUGGAGAGGAGUGGGGAGGUUCAUAUAGCCGUCUCAUAUAAGAGCAUCAGCAGGAAAGGACGGGGUAAUGAGUGUUUGUUUGGAGGUAAUGAUCAGUCCUGGCGUCUGGCGCCCCGCAGCUCCGGCUCCUAUUUCUAUCACAAUCAUAAAGAGACUCAACUCCCUCUAGUGUCCAGCUCCAGAAUAGGAGUGUAUGUGGAUCACAGGGCAGGAACUCUGGCCUUCUACAGCGUCUCUGACACUGUGACCCUCCUGCACAGAGUCCAGACCACAUUCACUCACACACUCUACCCUGGGUUUAGUAUAUUUCCUGGAUCAUCAGUGAAGUUAUUGUGACUUACAUACAGACACUGUAAGUAAUGCUACACACACACACACACACAUCUCACCUGCACACCUGUGCCACCAUGCCCACCUGUAUCAUGCUCACCUGUGUCGUGCCCACCUGCACCAUGCCCACCUGUUUUUUGGUUCUUUCUAGAUCAGCAGUGACAUUAUUGUGACUCACAUACAGAUGCUGUUAGUAACGCUACACUCAUCCAUUCACAUCUCACAUCUCAGCUGUCCAGAUCCAAAGCCCCUAACCCCUCACACACACACACACACACACACACACACACACACACACACACACACACACACACACACACACACACACACACACACACACACACACACACACACACACACACACACACACACACACACACACACACACACACACACACACUUGAGCAAGGCCCCUAACCCCUCACUGCUCCCCGAGCGCUGCUGUAGCAGGCAGCUCACUGCUCCGGUUGUGUCCAUGUGUGCUUCACUUCACUGUGUGCUGUCUGUGUUCACCAAUUCAUGGAUUACUUUACUAUGUUGUUGUACUCAUAGACUGUACACUAUAUUGUUGUACUCAAGAGAUUUAAAAAAGGAUGUUUGAUGUAUGAUGAAAUGUACACUUGUUGCAACAUAACAUGGCUGUAUCAAUCUCCAAAGACAAACACAAAAUUCUUGAUAUGUGUUGGAUCUUAGGGUGGCAUUUAUAAAGAGUAUGUUAUCACUACCAGAGAUUCUAGAGCGCUUCAUGUUAUCACUACCAGAGAUUCUAGAGCGCUUCAUGUUGUGCAGUUCUGUGUCUCUUAUAGGGUGGCAUUUAUAAAGAGUAUGUUAUCACUACCAGAGAUUCUAGAGCGCUUCAUGUUGUGGAGUUCUGUGUCUCUUAUAGGGUGGCAUUUAUAAAGAGCAUGUUAUCACUA
Messenger RNA from Sardina pilchardus (European sardine), 3717 nucleotides. RefSeq names its product E3 ubiquitin/ISG15 ligase TRIM25-like. Gene Ontology annotation, molecular function: zinc ion binding; protein binding. The transcript is spliced from 8 exons. The record is from RefSeq and is a predicted model, not a curated record. The coding region runs from base 1070 to 2806 and encodes 578 amino acids. Lineage: Eukaryota; Metazoa; Chordata; Actinopteri; Clupeiformes; Clupeidae.